This is a messenger RNA of Homo sapiens (human), 407 nucleotides long. It is a transcript of the gene TNP1, whose product is annotated as transition protein 1. NCBI's taxonomy places the organism in Eukaryota, Metazoa, Chordata, Mammalia, Primates, Hominidae. Gene Ontology annotation, cellular component: male germ cell nucleus; nucleus; nucleosome. Bases 31 to 198 code for a protein of 55 amino acids. The transcript has 2 exons. The record is from RefSeq and is marked validated. Gene Ontology annotation, molecular function: DNA binding. Gene Ontology annotation, biological process: spermatogenesis.
GCAAAGCCCCUCAUUUUGGCAGAACUUACCAUGUCGACCAGCCGCAAAUUAAAGAGUCAUGGCAUGAGGAGGAGCAAGAGCCGAUCUCCUCACAAGGGAGUCAAGAGAGGUGGCAGCAAAAGAAAAUACCGUAAGGGCAACCUGAAAAGUAGGAAACGGGGCGAUGACGCCAAUCGCAAUUACCGCUCCCACUUGUGAGCCCCCAGCGGGCUCUGCCCUGGUGCGCUUCACACAGCACCAAGCAGCAACAAGAACAGCAGAAGGGGAACUGCCAAGGAGACCUGAUGUUAGAUCAAAGCCAGAGAGGAGCCUAUGGAAUGUGGAUCAAAUGCCAGUUGUGACGAAAUGAGGAAUGUAUAUGUUGGCUGUUUUUCCCCAACAUCUCAAUAAAACUUUGAAAGCAGAAA